Messenger RNA from Botrytis cinerea B05.10, 3393 nucleotides. RefSeq names its product Bckre33 (gene Bckre33). Gene Ontology annotation, molecular function: 18S rRNA cytidine N-acetyltransferase activity; tRNA binding; ATP binding. Gene Ontology annotation, cellular component: 90S preribosome; nucleolus. The transcript has 4 exons. Gene Ontology annotation, biological process: rRNA acetylation involved in maturation of SSU-rRNA. The record is from RefSeq and is a predicted model, not a curated record. Lineage: Eukaryota; Fungi; Ascomycota; Leotiomycetes; Helotiales; Sclerotiniaceae. Bases 83 to 3307 code for a protein of 1074 amino acids.
GUUCCCGGCGCAUCAAUACCUCUAUUUGUUGGUGUUUACAUCGCCAUUGAAUAGGUCUUGAUCUCUUAGACAAUUGGAAAUUAUGGUCGGCCAACGAAAAGCAGUUGAUCAGCGCAUCCCCGCGCUCAUUCGCAAUGGCAUCCAAGAGAAGAAACGAAGCUUCAUUGUCGUUGUUGGAGAUAGAACGAAGGAUGUCAUCGUACAUCUACACUAUAUUAUGUCCAGUAUGGACAUGAAACAGAACAAAUCAGUCAUGUGGGCAUAUAAAAACAAGCUUCUUGGAUUCACGAGUCAUCGAAAGAAGAGAGAAACUAAAAUUAAGAAGGAAAUCAAACGUGGAAUUAGAGAAGCAAAUACUGAAGAUCCUUUCGAACUUUUCGUGUCGCUGCACAACAUUCGAUAUGUUUACUACAAGGAAACCGAGAAAAUUCUGGGAAACACUUUCGGAAUGUGUAUAUUGCAGGAUUUCGAAGCCAUCACACCAAACCUUCUAGCCAGAACUAUUGAAACAGUUGAAGGUGGAGGGCUUGUGGUUUUAUUGCUGAAAGGCAUGAACAGUUUGAAGCAAUUGUACACAUUGUCUAUGGAUAUCCAUUCUCGAUACCGAACCGAAGCGCAUGACGAUGUCACUGCCAGAUUCAACGAACGAUUCAUUUUGUCCCUUGGAAAAUGCGAGUCCUGCUUAGUAAUUGACGACGAGCUGAAUGUUCUUCCUAUAUCUGGAGGAAAGAACGUGAAAGCUUUACCUCCGCCAGAUCUGGACGAGCCAAAAAGCGAAUCACAGAUAGAAUUGGAUAGUAUGAAAGAAGCCCUGCAAGACACACAACCUGUUGGAUCUCUCGUCACUUUAGCAAAGACUGUGGACCAAGCCAAAGCUCUCCUCACUUUCGUAGACGCUAUCGCUGAAAAAACCUUGAGGAACACUGUCACAUUAACUGCCGGUAGAGGACGUGGAAAGUCUGCAGCUCUUGGUGUGGCUGUGGCAGCAGCCGUCGCGCAUGGAUAUAGUAACAUUUUCAUCACAUCCCCAAGUCCAGAGAAUUUGAAGACCUUGUUCGAAUUUAUCUUCAAAGGUUUCGAUGCUCUUAACUACAUGGAUCACGUCGACUACUCGAUCAUACAAUCUACAAACCCCGAUUUUAACAAAGCAAUUGUUCGAGUUAAUAUUCAUCGUCAACAUCGUCAAACUAUCCAAUAUAUCAGACCACAGGAUGCGCAUGUUCUUGGCCAAGCUGAAUUAUUGGUCAUCGAUGAAGCUGCUGCAAUACCGCUGCCACUCGUGAAGAAGCUUAUGGGCCCUUACUUAGUAUUUAUGGCAUCCACCAUUAACGGAUACGAAGGUACUGGAAGAUCUCUAUCUUUGAAAUUGAUCAAACAACUCCGAGAACAAUCUAGAGGAUCGACAAAUGGAACAGAAGAUGUUGAGGUAGCUGAUCGAUCAAGUGGCAAGGCUGCUGCUAAAGGUGCCGACAAUAGCUUCUCGGGAGGUCGCUCGCUAAGAGAGAUUACCUUGUCUGAGCCUAUUCGUUAUGCACAAGGUGACGCCGUUGAGAAAUGGCUCAAUCAAUUACUCUGCCUUGACGCCACUUUACCUCGCUCGAGAUUAAACACUCUUCAAGGAUGCCCAGAUCCUUCACAAUGUCAACUGCUCAACGUCAAUCGUGAUACCCUCUUUUCCUUCCAUGAUGUUUCCGAAAAGUUCUUGCAGCAAAUGAUUGCUCUUUAUGUCGCGAGUCAUUACAAAAAUACCCCAGAUGACCUUCAAUUGAUGAGCGAUGCUCCAGCUCAUCAAUUAUUUGUCCUUGUUCCACCUAUUGAAGAGAAUAGCAAACACUUACCAGAACCUCUCUGCGUAAUUCAAGUCGCCCUCGAAGGAAAGAUUAGCAAGCAAAGUGUCAUGAACAGCCUGAGUAGAGGUCAGCGAGCAGCUGGUGAUCUCAUUCCCUGGUUGGUCAGUCAACAAUUUCAAGACGAUGAUUUCGCUGGUCUCUCUGGAGCACGUGUAGUCAGAAUAGCAACAAAUCCUGAUUACAUCAAGAUGGGUUAUGGAAGCAAAGCGCUUGAGCUUCUUACUGCUUUCUACGAAGGUAAAUUUACUAACCUUUCAGAAGAUAUGAAUGAUUACGCAGAAGAGACAAUCACUCGUGUCACGGACGAGGAGUUGACAAGUUCAUCUCUUCUUGAGGAUAACAUCAAGGUUAGGGACAUCAGAAAGAUGCCACCCCUUUUCUCAAAAUUGUCCGAAAAGCGACCCGACAACCUAGAUUAUAUUGGUGUGAGUUACGGCCUUACUCAACCUCUGCACAGAUUCUGGAAAAGAGCUUCAUUUGUUCCCCUCUAUCUUCGUCAAACACCAAACGAACUGACAGGAGAGCACACUUGUGUUAUGGUUCGCACCCUGGAGAAUAGUGAAGAUAGGGAAUGGGAGUCUGCGUUCUCUAGAGAUUUCCAUCGCAGAUUCUUGUCCCUUCUUUCAUACCAAUUCCGUGAAUUUCCUUCAGUUUUGGCCUUGAGCAUUGACGAAUCUGCAAACGCUGGUUCAAAAUCUGACUCAGAAGCCGAACCCAAGCCACUUUCAAAAGAAGAAUUAGACAAACUUAUGUCACCCUUUGAUCUCAAACGUCUGGAAUCAUAUGCAAAUAACAUGCUCGAUUAUCACGUCAUUUUGGAUCUCAUUCCAACACUUGCGAACUUAUAUUUCACUGGUCGCUUGAAAUCCAACAUUAAGCUUACUGGCAUUCAAUCAUCGAUAUUACUUGCCGUUGGCUUGCAGAGAAAGGAUCUGACAGCCAUUGAGUCUGAAUUAUCUCUUCCAUCAUCUCAACUCUUAGCCAUGUUCAUCAAGAUCAUGCGUAAGAUGAGUUCACACUUUGGUGACUUGGUUUCCGGUGCUAUUGAAGCUGAGAUGCCAGGGCGGGAAAAUAUCGGUGUCAGUAGAGAAGAUGCAAAUGAAGCUUUGGACGAUGAGGUUGUAGAUGAUAGAUUCGUACCUCUAGAACAAGGACUCGAAGAAGAAUUGGAGGAGGGUGGAGAUGAAGCUAUGAAAGCUUUGAAGGAGAAGCAAAGGGAGCUUAUUGACGCUCUCCCUUUAGACCAAUAUGAAAUCGAAGCAGGAGCACCAGGGUGGGCAGAAGCCGAGAAGCAAGUCAAAAAUGCUGCUAAAUCUGGAAAGAAGGAUAUAGUGGUUGGUGUAAAGAGUGCGAAAUCCAAGAGAAAGGCAGGGGAAUCGGCGGCAGAGAUCUAUGAACAAGAGAUGGGUGAAAAGGCGCAUAAAAAGGCAAAGAAGGGUGGUAAAAGGGGUCACUAGUUUUCUCGUUUCAAAUUGUAUAAUCCAACAUCCUGUAUAUACCUCUGUAUUUAAUGAAAGAAAUGAUAUGGAACACAUCCUAUACA